AUGUCUGGGGAAAAGGAAACUAAACUAGGACCGGUCCUAUUAGAAGGUCCCCAUAAACCUUUUAUGCCUGCAGACGCCUUUGCAAGAAGUCACGUGGGAUCGUUGAAAUCUUCUAUAGAUAUACCAAUUAUUAUUGCUUUAUCCAUUGUCACGUAUUUAUUUUCAUUCAAAAGACAAUAUUUGCCAAUAUCUUUGGCUCAAUUCGGGAAUUCUAUCGUACCUGAAGUCAAAACCGUGGAGCAAAUUGAAUUGGAACAAGCUUUAGAAGCAUAUGUUUCAAAUACUUUUUAUUUGGGUCCUGUGACUCCGCUGGCAGUGAGGCUUGUAUCUCACUGUUAUUGUAAAGUUACUUUUGCUCUGGGUUCUAUGAUUUUUUUGUAUUUAACCAUGAGAAGAGUUAGCAAUAAUUGGAAAUUCAUAUUUCCUUCCUUAUUGACAAUUUCCAUUAUUACUAUCUCUGAUCCUUUCCAAAAGGUUAUUUCUUCUAAUGGGAAUCCUGUCGACUUAAUUUUAUUGUUCUUCAUUUCUAUGGCAUUAUAUACCCGUUUCUCUCUUCGUGUAUCUGCACCUUUGUCUGCCUCAUGGAUUGGUAACCUAGUUUUACUUGGAACUUCUGUUGGCUUAACUACAGCAACUAAAUUAGGUGGAUCUUCUAUUUGGAUAUGGUCGAUUGUAGUCUUAGUGUUUGACUACUUUGUUAUUCAAAUCAAUGAUAUCCAUUUGAAUACUUUUAAAUUGAUUAAAAUUGCAGUUAUUGAAUUUUCCACAGUGACAGUUAUUCCUAUAAUAGUUUUCAUAUUGCCAUUUUUCAAUAUGAUUACUACCCAAUGGGUUAAUGAUAAUCCAAGUCAAUCCAAUUUCAUGUCAAACGAUAUUAAAACUUUAAUCCGUUCAAAUGGAAGUAUGAUUCAACCAGAAGCAAUCUAUUAUGGCGCCAUUAUUCAACUUCGUCAUAAGGAUUCAUUAGGUGGUUAUUUAGCUUCAAUGGAUAAUGUUUCUUAUCCAACAGAUCUUGAAGAACAAUUUGUUGGACUGGUUAAUGAUGAUUCUGAUCCAUUGACACGUUGGGUUGUCGAACAUGAAAAUCCUAAAUUUAAUAAGCACUUAUCUACAAAUACUUUUACACCAGUAAGAGAUUUUUCAAAUAUUAAAUUGCGUCAUGUCGUUUCUGGGAAGUUAUUACGUUCAUCUUUGGCUAAGCCACCAAUUAGUGAAGAAGAUUAUACUAAGCAAGUCUCUUGUACAAGAAAUUCUUCCUAUGAUGGUGAAGGAGAUGAAACUUGGACCAUAAUUACAGAUGACCAAAUAGUCAAUUCAGAGAUUGUUCCAGGGAAGAGCAUAGUUAGUUUUAAUAACUUGGGCCAAGAUUGUAGUUUAAUAUCUCACGAUAUUAAAAUUGAUACUGAUUGGGCCAAAAAAUGGCAAGAAACUUUAUGCCUUUCUAGUCCAAAUGAAGUUAGAACAAAAUUUUAUAUCACCGUUGUAGGUGACAAUUUAUUCAAUACUGAUCGUCAAAUUCCAACAGUGACAAAAGUAUUAAAAUUUAAUAAAUUAAAGAUUAUGGUUGAAUGGUUAUUAAAAAGUUUCAAAUAUAAUUGGUACAUUAAAAACCAAGAUAAAGAUACAAAUUCAUUAAAUAUUAUUCAAAUGAUAUUCUACGUUAGUCCAGAUAGCACAUUUACAACAGUUAUUUGGAUUACUUCAUUUUUAAGUAUCUUUGUAUGGGGUUUCCAAUUAUUUAUGAAAAUUUGUAGACUUUUUGCUCAUCAUUUUAAACAAGAAGAUUCAAAUUCUGAUUUGGAAAAAAAAUACUAUAAUUCUAACUUUAAUUUGAAAAAUAUUAUGUUUGACCAAGUCUCAUUUGAAUUGGUAGUAGCUUGGUUUAUCAAUUAUUAUCUCCUAUCAAAAAUUCCUCAUGAAAAUAUCUACAUUAAUCAAUAUUUACCAUGUUUUAUCUUCAAUUUAUUAUUAUCAAUAAUAAUAAUGUUUUUCAAAUUAAUUUAA
Henningerozyma blattae CBS 6284 is the source of this 2004-nucleotide messenger RNA. It is a transcript of the gene PMT7, whose product is annotated as putative dolichyl-phosphate-mannose--protein mannosyltransferase. The record is from RefSeq and is a predicted model, not a curated record. Gene Ontology annotation, cellular component: endoplasmic reticulum. The transcript has a single exon. Bases 1 to 2004 code for a protein of 667 amino acids. NCBI's taxonomy places the organism in Eukaryota, Fungi, Ascomycota, Saccharomycetes, Saccharomycetales, Saccharomycetaceae. Gene Ontology annotation, molecular function: dolichyl-phosphate-mannose-protein mannosyltransferase activity. Gene Ontology annotation, biological process: protein O-linked glycosylation via mannose.